CCGCCCGUCCUCCCCCGCGCCUCAGCAGUGGUGCAGCCUCCUCCGCCCCUGUCUCCCCUCUGGGGCCAUUCGGUUGGUAUCGGCCCACCCUCCUCUGGGCCGGGGGCUCAAGCUUUCUAGUUCGAUUCCGACUCUGCUCCGGUUGCGUCUGCACUCGGUGCUUAUUCUCCUCUUCCUCCUCCUCCUCCUUUUUCUCCUUCUCCUCCUCCUCCUCUUCUUCCAGAUCCUCCCUCUCCUCCCCUCCGCCCCUCCUUCUCCUCCUCCUUUACAGCCACCGCCUCCUUCUCCUUCUCCUGCUCGGUCGCUGGUCUAUGCCCCACCCCUGAGUCCGCAGCAGUCCACGACAUGUCCACCCCGGCCCGGCGGCGCCUCAUGCGGGACUUCAAGAGGCUGCAAGAGGACCCCCCUGCAGGGGUGAGCGGAGCCCCGUCGGAGAACAACAUUAUGGUGUGGAACGCGGUCAUUUUCGGGCCCGAGGGGACCCCGUUCGAAGAUGGUACAUUUAAACUUACAAUAGAAUUCACAGAAGAAUAUCCAAACAAACCACCUACAGUAAGAUUUGUCUCUAAAAUGUUUCAUCCAAAUGUCUAUGCAGAUGGCAGUAUAUGCCUGGAUAUACUUCAAAAUCGUUGGAGCCCAACCUAUGAUGUUUCCUCCAUUUUGACAUCCAUACAGUCUUUAUUGGAUGAGCCUAAUCCCAACAGUCCAGCAAACAGCCAGGCUGCCCAGCUAUACCAGGAGAACAAGCGAGAAUAUGAAAAGCGAGUUUCGGCCAUUGUAGAACAGAGCUGGCGUGAUUGUUGACCCAGGACGAUACAAACGAACAAUCUGGAAAGAAUUCUGUCUGUCCCUUGCCUUCUCUUCCUAUUAGCAUCAUUACAUUUAUUUUGUUGAAAACAACAGCUUUUGGGCUGUUGCCACCCUUCCUUGCUGAAGCUUUCUUUCCUCCCUCCCCUUCUGACAUCUGAGAACACCUACUACAAAGUCAAAUGUAUUGUACUUGGAUUACUUGUAAAAGAAUUACUAAUAUCGAA
This is a messenger RNA of Monodelphis domestica (gray short-tailed opossum), 1034 nucleotides long. It is a transcript of the gene UBE2A, whose product is annotated as ubiquitin conjugating enzyme E2 A. The record is from RefSeq and is a predicted model, not a curated record. Lineage: Eukaryota; Metazoa; Chordata; Mammalia; Didelphimorphia; Didelphidae.